UCUAAUAUCAAUGGGCUGACAGAAUAGUGCUCAUGGAAAAGAGCCAAUUGAAAAGAACAUCAUAUCAGGGCAACAAUCAUCUUAUCACAAAGAAGAUGGAGUAAUAAAUCAUGGUCAGAAGUGGAAUUCACAACAAAAAGGUAAUGCAGUACCUCAAAUAGUAAACCAUCUCGAUAAAGGAACAACCGAUUUUGUUCCUUACAACCCUGAAGAGAAUAUAAACGUCAAUAAUGAUAAAGACUACAAUGAUCAACCCUGGAAGAAACAAAAUGAAGAGAUGAAAUAUGAAAUAGCUAAUAUGUUUCAAAAUAAGAUGGAAGUGCCAACAUCACAAGUUCCUAACCCCUCUAACCCUUCAAAGCAAGAACCAGUGGAUGAAUACUUGAACCAACCUUACGAUUAUGAAGGAAGCAUAGGAUAAACCAUAUGCUUAAGCGUAUUAACCUAUUAGACUUAUUGAUCAUAAGCUAAAACUUCAAUUAUCUCUGUGAAACUCUCUGC
Messenger RNA from Moneuplotes crassus, 501 nucleotides. Lineage: Eukaryota; Ciliophora; Spirotrichea; Euplotida; Euplotidae. The record is from the annotation of a GenBank genome assembly.